AUGUUUGCAUCUUCACGCUCGUUGGUUCUCCUGUUGAGAUGGCUGUCGGUUGCCUUCGGUGCACCAACAGCUUUACAAUAUUCUCUGUUCUCACCUUCCAAUAUACUCUUUUACACCUUUCGUUAUUCGUCUGCUAGCAAUUCAGGAAACAGGUCUGAAACAUCUGCUACUUAUCGAGUUGUUUUUUUCAUAAAUAUUAAUGACGAAGAAGCUCCAAAGCAGAAAAAUGAAACUCCAAAAACAACAGCUCAUGAUUCUCCAAACAAAGGAAACGUGGAUAAAGAUGUGGCCACCAUGAUUCCGAAAGGCAUAGCCAAUUUUUUCCAACAGAUUGCUACAAUACCUGAAGGCAAAUACACAAGAGGUGAAAAAGAAACUCAGACUGAUGCUACUUUAAUCAAUACAAAUGAUUAUGUUAUCCAAAGGUUGACAGAACAAAAUGCUCAAUUAAACUCUGAAAUCAAUUCCCUUAGAAGAAUGGUAAGAGAUUUAGAGUCACAAGUCGCUUUAAGUCAAGAUGAAAAUGCAAAUCUCUCAACUGGCUUGGAAGCUCUUGAUAUCCAACACCAGGAAGCCAUUGAAAGAAUUUUAACAGUGAGGGAUGAAUCUCAAAGACAAUUGGAACAUAUUAGUGAAGAAUUGCGUCUCAGGAAUGAAGAAUUCACAGAGAUUGUAGAGCAAAAUAAUCUGUUGAAAAAAGAGGUUGAAAAUUUGAAUCGGGAACUUUUGGAAUGUGAAGCCUUGGCCCAAGAGAAUGCUCGGUUAAGAGAGAGAAUUUCAGCUGCAGCUGUAACUGAAUUACCUCCAAUCGAGGAAAAUUCAGCCUUAGAAGAACAUGUUAGAACUUUGGAAUCUGAGGUUAUUGCAUUAAGAGAAUCUCGGGAUAAUCUUGAAAGAGAAACAAAUACCCUCCUUUCCCAAGUCAGGCAGAGAGAUGCACAAUUAAGACAGCUAGAUGCCAGAAUUGAGGAAAUCGUCAAUGAGAAGGAGAUUAAGGAAAGGGAAAUGACUCAGAUAGUUUUUGAAUGCAAUUCUCUCCGACAAGAGCUUAAGUCUGCUUUAGAAAAAGUAGACAAUUUUGAAAAUAUGUUGAUUCCAUUACAAGAAGAAAACAAAGCCUUGAAAGCCGAAUUUGAUAUUGCCAAAAGUGAUCUGUUCUCAGCCAGAGAUAGCCUAGAGGCUGCAAAAAGAGAAGCUAAUUUGUCUAAAGAUGAAAGCGAAACAUUGAAAUCUGAAUUAGAAUCAUUAAAAGAAGAACUUGGAGGUGAAGAAGCAAAAGCUGCUCAAGACAAUAAAGAAUUAUUUGAAGUGAGAAAAAAGUAUAAAGCAGCUUCUUAUGAAGUUGAGGCUCUGCAAGUCAAACUUUUGAAUGUUGAAGACGAAUAUAACAAAUCUAAAAUCAAAUAUGAAACAGAUAAAUCACUUUUUGAAUCUGAGCGACAAGUAUUACAAAAAGAGCUUGAUGUUCUCCGCGAUGUUUCCAGAGAAUAUGGUAUUCAAAAGGAUAUUUUUAGGGAGAAAGAAUUGGAACUGAAACGUCAGUUGGAACAAUCGGAGGUUGAACUUUGUAGUGUGAAAUGUUUACUAGAUGAGGAAAAAGAACAAACAGGAAAAGAAAUUGAAGGGUUAAAAGAACUGAUAAAACAAUCCAAAAGAGAAAAUGAAGUUUUAAGGAGUAAAUUAGACAGCUAUAAUGAAAAUGAUUUCAAAUUACAAAGGUGUUUAAAUGAACUUGAAAAUCUUCAAAAAGAAAAUAUUAAAUUAAUGGAAUCUUUUGAAGAAACUAAUCAUAAAAAUAAAGCCUUGCUGAAUGAAACCUCGAAUAGAGAACUUGAACUAUCAAAAUUAAAAGAGAAAUUUGAUGCAUUUGAAAAUAAUGAAAUCCAUUACAAAGAAGUAAUUAGUGAACUACAAAGAUCUUUGAAAAUUACUGAACAGGAAUUAAAAAAAAGGAAUGAUCAAAUCAUUCUUCUUUCUGCUUCAAAUGAAAAAAUUCCCCAAUUUGAUAAAACGACUGAAGUAGAAGAUGAAGACAAGUUAGAUCUUAUACAAGAGAAGGAAAAAUUAACUUCUGAAGUAGUUUCAUUGUCUGAAAGCAAUAAAAUUCUUGUUAAAGAAAUAGAAAAUCUCACAGAUCAAAUUAAUUUAUUGAAAGUAGAAAAAGAUGGCUUGGAAAAGAAAGCAAAUAUUUUAUCCCACCAGAAUGAAGGAUUGGCUGACGGAAUAAGUCAGUCUAUUGAAAAAGAAAAAGAGAGAUACUUAAAUGAAAUUGAAUGUGUAUCAACAGAAAAUGAAGUUUUGCAUAAAAAACUGGAAGAACUGAAACAAAAAUGUGAUACUUAUGAAAAUGAGAAUCUCUCAUUAAACAAGAAAUUAGUGUGUUCCGAACAAGAAAUGGAAAAGUUCCAUGAGAAUUUGAAACAAUUUGGGGGAAGUUUUGAGGGUAUUGAAAAAUUAUCUAGUGAGAUUACACAGCUUUCUCUACAGGUAGAUCAUUUCAAGGAUGAGUUGAAGGAUGCCUAUGAAGAAAAAGUCAGAAUUUCUGGAGAACUUUCAGCUGUAUUACUUGAAAGAGAUCAACUUGUAAAUCAAGUUCAACUUCUAUGCAAAGAACUCGACAAUAUGGUCAAACUUAAAGAAGAAAUUGUAACCUUAAAUCAUAAUCUACAGGUUAAAUCAUCUGAGGUUAUAUCAAUUGAUGGAGAAUUGAAACGAUUACAAGCAGCUUUGAGUAAUCAGCUAGUCAACAAUGAAGUCUUACACAAAGAGAAUACUACUUUAAAAGAAAGAUGUGACAGUAUAUUUGUUGAAAUGCAGAAUAAAAUGUCGUACAUCGAAGAAGUCGAAAAGAUUAAAAAUAAAGAGGUAGAUGGUUUAAACCAAGAAAUUGAGAAUCUAAAAACUCAGCUUGAGUUUGCUUCGCAACUUCUUCAGGAUGUUGAAAGGCAGGAAGGAGAGGGACAGCCCUCAGGAGAAUCAAAUUCGCAGAAAACUAGUCCUGAACUUCAAGAAGAGUUGACAAGGCUUUCUGCUGCAUUACUCAAAGAACAAACUGAUUGCAAGCUCAUAAAAAACCAGUUAGAGGACACUAAAGAAAAACUAGAGAAAGCAGAAAACCAACUAAAGACAUUAAAAAAUCAUCUUGUAAAUGUCGAAGACAGUUAUAUUUCUGAAUUAUCCGCAGCAGAGGAAAAGCUCAAGGAAACACAGGCCAUGCUUCAAGCUGCAGAAGAAAGAGCCAGAACUUCUUCAACUGCGUACACUUCAGCUAGUAUACGGUCUAAUCAGCAAGUGGAGGCUCUGAGGGAACAAGUUAGGCUUCUGACCGAACACAAAGAAAAACUUGAAGCUGAGGUGUCAAAUGCUGAAGAUGCCGUUAUGAAGCAGUCAGCUACAGUCACGAGGCUUCAAGCUGUUCUCCACCAAUUCCAAAGGGACAAACAGCAGGAUAUUGAAUUUGAAACAGAAAGAAUCAGGAGGGAUUUAGAACUUAGCAAGAAAAUUACCGAAGAGCGUAUCCAAGAAAUAAAAAAAUUACAGGAGCAGUUAAAUGAGGCGAAGAUGGGCCUUGUUGCUGGACAAAGAUUAAGCGAGGAACUUGCCAAACAACAGGAGCUGGUAGCUCAAUCAAAAGCACAAGUUGCCGAAUUGACUGAGAAGCUCAAAGCAAAAGAGGAAAAAGUAAAUGACCUAAGCGGUGACAGUAAAGUUGAUAGGCAAUUGGUAAAAAAUCUAAUAGUUGGUUAUGUGACCUCACCAGCAGAUCUUAAGUCUCAAGUCCUUGGAGUCCUAGGACAAGUUUUAUCUUUAAGUAAAGAAGAAAGGCAGAAAGUUGGAUUAGAGCCUGGCGGGCGUCAGCAGUCAUUAUCAGAAGCAUUCAUCAGAUUCUUGCAGGCUGAAUCCCAGCCUCGACCUGAAGUUAUACUGCCACUCUCUCUUCCAUCUGAACCGCCAUCCUCGAGGAAGAGUUCUCUACUAACUCAAGAAGUUCCAGUGCUUCCCCAUUUUCCAGUUGGAAGAAACCCUGGUUCAAUAUUAAAAGAUGUACUGCAGGAGAGAAGACCUGAAUAGUUCGGUGUUAGAAUAUAUUUUUUAUAAGUUUCCAAAAAAUAAUUUUUAAAAUGUAUACUCAUUUGUAAAAUAUAAUAUCAGUUUUAUUAAGGUAGAUCACUGUUUUUUAAACUAUCAUUGUAAUAUUAAAUAAAAAUAAGUUUUCUUAAUGAAAGAAUUCUUUUAAAAAAUACAUGGUUAAGAAAUCUAAAACUUAACUUGGUCAAUGUAUUAUUUAUUUUUUAAAAGUCAAAUAAAAUGUUAAUAUUUAUAUUAAUAAAGAAAAAAAAAUACUUGUAUUUUGUUUUUGAACAGCCUUAUUAACAUUCUUAAAACUUAACACAUUAAAUUUGAAUAACUCUGAAUCAUUUAAAACAUGGUCUUCCAGGCAACCUGAAGUUGAUGCUCUGAAUUGGUAUUGUAUACUUGUUUAAAAUUGACAAUUAUAAGCACUACACGUAAGAAAAAAAAUAGAGAAAAAAAAAUUAGGUUAUCCAUUAUUUUUUGUUUAAUUGUUUUAAUUUUUGUUGUAAUUACAGUGACUUUUGAGAAGAAAAACUUAUUGUUCUUAUAAUAGAUAGCUAGUAAUGGAUAAGUUUGUUUAUAGAAGUAGCAAAGGUUGUUGAUAUGGGAUUUGAGAUUAGUUUAAGAGGAUUUGAAGAAUGAAAAUGAUAAAUUAAAUGUGGGGAAUUUAUUAUGGAUUUUGUUUUCCCAUUUUUUUUUAACAAAUCUUCAUAUAAAUAACACUUUACUUUUGUCUUCCUAUAUUUUACUUCUUAAUUUUUAUUUCAAUAAUAUUAUAUAUCAUACCUAUCACUACCAUUGUACUAUAACUUUAAUAUAAUAAACAUUUGCCAUGUAAUAAUUUUAUCACUUGUCAUGUUUUGUUCCUUCUUAUUGAAUUCCUAUAGUACACUUAUACAAUUUUUAAACUAUUAUAUUGUAUACUUAUAACUAUAUAAAUCAUCAACUUUCUUUCGUUAGUAUCAUUGUAUAAUCUUUUUUUUUCUUUAUCAAUUGAAAUCAAUAUGCUUUUAUCCAAUCUCCCACAUAGUCUUCCUAACAUCUUUUCUAGUUUCUUUUUUGGCUGCCAACCAGAUACUUUUGCUAUGAACAUGGCAUUUGCUUCAAGAUAUAAUUUUCAGUAUGUUUUACUCUGAUUGCUUAUUAUCCAAGAAGGAAAUGGUCCCGGAUUUAGAAAAAAACAAAAUAUCAAAUUUACCUAAUAAUUUAUCCUUUCCUAAUGUUUUUACUCAUUAGAUUAGAUCUUUAUCAGAAGUUAAUCUCCUUGGACAUCUUCUUCUGUUGCUUGUCUAGCUCAUUCAACUAUUCUGUCCAGAUGAAAUCUACAAUUUGGGUUGGAACAUUGCCAUCAAAUUAAUAAUUAGGUACUAUUCGAUAAUUUUCCAGGUCGAUUCCCCAACCAUCUUCUUGAACAAUCAUAUGGUUAACUAUCUACACAUUCAAUUAUUAUCAUUUACUUUUUAUGUCUUCAUGACAUCAUAUCCUUUUCAUGUCUUUCCCAAUAUUAUUCAUUUUUGCUUCUUGUGAUAAGAAAUUAUAGUUGUUACUACAUCUUACUUCUUUCUAUUUUAUUACUUAUUCUUUUGACUUAUAUAACUUAAUCAUAUUUUAAUGGAUUUCCGUAUGGUCUAUUAUUCUCUUAAAUUGAUGUCUUUUGUAUUUAAGUAUAUCUCUGGUACCCAUGUCAUAAAUUUUAAAUUGUUUAUCAUUUUGCCCCAAAUGACCUGCAGCAUGUACUGUUCUCCUCCCUGACUGUCUCAUGUCUAUGAGGACACCAUCCUUACAGCGUGAUCUAUCCUAUUCUCAUUUAUUGAGAUUACUCAAGAAAUCUCAAACUAAUAGUGUAUAAUGCUAUGAUAAAGCCACUUCUAAUAUAUGGCUGUGUGACAUGGACACUAACCAGCACCCUAGAAAAAAAGAUUGAAAGAUUUGAGACGAAAAUCCUCCGCACGAUAACCGGAGUGAUUUGGAAUCAGAGUACUAACACAUGGAGAAGAAAGACCAAUAAAGAACUGCUUACAGAAACUGAUUAAUCAAUAUCCCAUGAUAUGAAGGCACGGAGGUUAAGAUGGACAGGGCAUAUAGCUCAUAGCAAUCCAUCUGGAAGUCUCUACGUAACAAUGAAUGCCUCAAUAGAAGGCAAAAGAUCACGUGAAAGGCCGAAAAGC
Molecule: messenger RNA, 6242 nt
Organism: Nezara viridula (southern green stink bug)
Lineage: Eukaryota; Metazoa; Arthropoda; Insecta; Hemiptera; Pentatomidae
Source: the annotation of a GenBank genome assembly